AUGAGCCUCGCUUGCACUGCGAAAGCAGUCCUGCUGCUCUUGACCGGGGCUGUCGUCAGCUUCGGAAGAAAAAUCGUGCAGGACCACGGCGCUUCGAUGGAGACGGACUCUGCAGACAAGGAGUUUGGAAUGGCCGGCUUUCAGCGAUUUGAAGCGAAGGCCAUGGAAUUGCUGGCUCACCUAGAGAGCCAAGUUGAGAACCAAAGCCACGGGCAGGAAGCUGCCAUGCAGCUGCUGGCAAAGCUGGAAAGCAAAAUCAACAGCUCCGAUGCUCACCGCAAGAUUGAGCAGGAUGCACCGCAGAUCGUCACCAUACCGCAACCGGCCAUGCUUCCAGCGCGCAAUACAUCGAAUUCGAUGGAAAUGUUCGAGGGAUGCAAGGCUUCCAGCCCUGUGGAGGCAUUGCUCCGACGAGCCAGCCAAGUGCACGAGGAAGAAACCCAGGAGACUCUCAAUGAGUCGACCUCGGGUGCAAGGUGUAAACUGUACGAGACGCCAAUCACGCUUUACCGAUGGGAUGAAGCAACUGCCAGCAGCAGCUGCUGCGACAGCCGCAGCCAGGACUGCAGCGGAUGUGAGAAGAUGGGGAAGGGCAAGUGCGACGUCCGCGAAACCGCUUUUGCCAAGCUCGAGGGAGACGAUAUGCACACUGCGUGCAUGGACAUUACCUGGGUGGACGUCAAAGGGAGGACGUGUCGGCAGUUGAGUUCUGCGGACUGCAACGACUUCCGGUUCCAGGGCACGAGCAGCCGAGAAGCCUGCUGCAAGUGCGGAGGCGGUAUCAAAACGGCUACUCCUUUCAAGUACGACGACUACACGUACAUUCUUGGUGAGCAAGUGUCCUUGUGGCCGCAGCCUCGCACCGCCACACGCUACGGUCUCAACGAGAACUGCGAAUUUGCCCUGUACAACUUGACCUUGAACGGUGCGACUGGCGAGGUGACCUUCAUCAAGGGCGCCGGGAAGCCCAAGGACCCUUUCAAAAUCAGCUGCAAGGUCACGGCCUUCCAGCCGCAUCAUCUGUUCUUCACGGCCACUGUGACAGUGGCGAUGGCCGAGCUGUCAUACGGCCCUUCUGUACUGCUGUUCACUGCGAAGACGACGCGCUAUUCCCUGCAGAAGUUCGCUCCACCCAAGAGCCAGUGGAAGGACUUCCAAAAGAUGUGUGCGCCGGAUGCAAAGUGGGUGACGAUGGACAGCACGGGGGACUUGAAGCUCGCUGCGGCGCCAGAGACAGGUGCGGUGGACAGCGUGAAGGACCUCUACAAAGGCCAGACGGGGACGGUCUGCCAUGUCUCUGCGCUGCUGCGAAAGAGCCCAACUGCAGACUGGGAGAAGAAGUCCGUCGAUUUUAUCCUCGUGAAGCCGAGCCCCGCGAAGAAGUUGUCCUACUCUACGAGCCUCAUCGCCAGCUCCAUUUCGCAAGUGGUGCCGCCGGUUCUUCCAGUGCCCUUCAAGGAAGGCGAGAUGACGCCCAAUGCUUAUACGAUGCGCUGCGACAAGGCGGGCUUCACCUUCGACAGCAUCCACGGCAUCGGGUUCUACAACGGCCAUCCCCUGCUGGAACUGCAGCCCAACGGCCAGCUGAGCCUGAACAUCGGUCCCUCCUUUGUACACAUCUUCGACAGCAUGGGCAGCAGCAAGCACAACAAGAAGAUCGGCUUGCUGGACUUGAAGCUGAAAUGCCGCAUCUUCGGGUCCUUCGGGGAUCCAGACCUCGCGCCCAUCUCUGCACGAAUGGACAUCGCGGUGUCGGAUUCCACCUGUUGGGUGGAGGAGAAGAUCCCUUGUCGAACUACACAUCGCUGGACCCACGUGACCAGCCAUGCGCAAUGCCAGCACACGUGCAGGAGCACCGCCAGCUGCUCUCACUACAAAUACUGGCGGCAUGGAAGGACCGCCUACUGCUACGACACCAAGCUGGACGAGACGAAGACCAGCACCUGCACUGUGUGGUCCAAAGUCCCGGACUGCAAUCCCAUGAACACCUGCGUCAAAGUGGAUGCACCCACCUGGCUGGAACGAGGCAUCUAUUGCCCCGUGGGCUACGACAUCGACCGGCAGAGCAUGACGUACCUCAAGGCCGCGAGGGCCUGCGUCACCAAGUAUGGAUUCGACACUGCGGAUGGAAAGACUCCGAAGGAGACGAUCUAUCUGCGCCGGUACAAGGCCGGUGUUGACCAGACCGUGGAUGGCUGCAACAACGGCGGAUGGUUGCUGCAAGAGAAGGACCCGAACGACUUCAUGAGCUUGUCGAAAGGGAUCUUCGAGUUCUCCGGACCUCUUGUCGGCUGCCAGGUGAAGGGGGUGAGCUACACCGGCCUUCCUUGCGAGCAGCCGGGAAACAUCACAGAGGAAGGAGCCGACAUGCAGCCGAUCAUUUUGGACGACCCGAACACAAAGGAUCCUGCUGACUUCUGGCUCCAUCCCUGUCCACUUGCGCAUGGCUCCUUAGAGCUGAAGCAUUGCCGCUUUGAGAUUUUGGACGCCAUCAAGGCUUCCGGGAUGGGAUUUAGGAUUGUGCAAGCAAGGCGAGCUGAGCCACAGUUGACAUCGGUGUCCGGUGGAUUCCAGGGCAGUGACUUUUCUGUUUUCGCACAGAUGCCACCAGAGUCUGUCGACGAUUUUGUUCCGUCCCCGAUGAUGAUCGUUGAAGGGCAGUUUGUCUGUCCCCCCGGGUACAUGCUGGGGGAUGGGCCCAUCUUCGAGAGCGACAUCGAGUCCAUGGAGAUCGGGGACUGCGAGAUCAAAUGCAAGAACAAUGACGACUGCCACUUCUUCUGGCACGGCUCGCAGCAUUCUGCCAACACAUGCCGGUUGUACUCGAGGUGCGACAAUCUUCUCCGAGAGCCCGGUGUAGAGGGCGUGCUGAAAGCGGUGCCUCGUUCGCCCAUCUGCCUCGUCAACAACCCCGAGAUGUGCUGGACCAAAACGAUGCGACGCUACGCUCUGACCAGUGCGGAGCCACCCAGCGAGUUCCAAUUCCUGUACUGGAACCUGCAUGCGCAGUGCGACUACAUGCUCUUGCUUGGAGGCUGGGGAGUCAGCGGCUGCGCGCGGCCGUCCCACCGCACACUGAAAAGCCAUCGCUGGAACCACAAAAGGCUUUUGCCGGAGGAGUUCGCUCAUGGCACAAGGCUGAAGGCAGCCAUGCUCUGCCACCAACAGGGGGAUGUGUGUGCGUGUGUUCGCAGCCGGCCCCUCCCCAGCUCAAGAACCUUCCUGCGGCUUCCUGCACGAUCGUUGCUGGGUGUGUCUUCCUUGUCCAGGUGCGAAGAAGAGCGAAAAAGGGAUGUUGCUGCCAUCUCCCAUUCCUGCUGA
Molecule: messenger RNA, 3321 nt
Organism: Symbiodinium sp. CCMP2592
Lineage: Eukaryota; Dinophyceae; Suessiales; Symbiodiniaceae
Source: the annotation of a GenBank genome assembly